Molecule: messenger RNA, 579 nt
Organism: Rhagoletis pomonella (apple maggot)
Lineage: Eukaryota; Metazoa; Arthropoda; Insecta; Diptera; Tephritidae
Gene: mRpL33
Product: 39S ribosomal protein L33, mitochondrial
Exons: 3
Coding region: 85-282 (65 amino acids)
Biological process (GO): translation
Cellular component (GO): mitochondrion
Source: RefSeq, a predicted model, not a curated record
ACAGCUGAUUUUGACAAGGCGAGCGUUUAUUUUGCAGCAGAAUUGCACAAUUUUUAAUUUUUUUUUUAUUGAAUAAGGAUAAUAAUGCGUCUGACUGAAGUGUUAUUUAAGAAAGUUAAAAGCAAACGCAUCAUGGUGCUCAUGGAGAGCGUGGUCAGUGGCCAUCAAUUCAACAUGUUCCGUGAUCGUUUAGCGGAAAAGCUGGAGUUGAUACGCUUUGAUCCAUAUAUACAACAGGAGUCCAUAUACCGCGAACGCAAGAGGAUACGCAGCGCUAAGUGAUAUAUGUACAUAUUAAUCUGCUAAAUGUAGAAAAAUAAGUUAAUGAGCAUUUGUUUUAAUUUGUAGCACAAAACUGCUGUUAGAUAGCAAAUGAUUACCAUAAAAAUAAAAGCACUUCUAGAUGUCUGAAGCAAGAAUGUAAGGUUACUAAAAGUUUUUGUAAUCUUAAUACGUAUGCACAUUUAUACAAAUUAAAUUGGUUUAUUUUAGUAUACCUAUAAAGGGUUAUAGUUUGUAUAUGUACUGACAUAAUGUUCUGGCAGAGGUCCAAAAUGUAUAAUUCGAUGCUUAAACUAA